Molecule: messenger RNA, 2517 nt
Organism: Serinus canaria (Common canary)
Lineage: Eukaryota; Metazoa; Chordata; Aves; Passeriformes; Fringillidae
Product: protocadherin alpha-8-like
Biological process (GO): homophilic cell-cell adhesion
Cellular component (GO): plasma membrane
Molecular function (GO): calcium ion binding
Source: RefSeq, a predicted model, not a curated record
AUGGGCGAGCGUUGUUGCGCGGCGGUGCUGCGGGUGCUGGUGCUGCAGGCGGCCUGGGCGCUGUCGGGCGGGCAGGUGCGCUACUCGGUGCCGGAGGAAGCCAAGGCCGGCACGGUGGUGGGCCGUCUGGCGCAGGACCUGGGCCUGGAGGCGGGCGAGGCGGAGGCGCGGCGGCUGCGGCUGGUGGCGCAGGGGCGGCGGGCGAGCGUGGAGGUGAGCGGGGCGAGCGGCGCGCUGCUGGUGAGCUCGCGGCUGGACCGGGAGGAGCUGUGCGGCAAGAGCGCGCCGUGCGCGCUGCGGCUGGAGGUGCUGCUGGAGCGGCCGCUGCGCGUCUUCCAUGUGCAGCUGGAGGUCACCGACAUCAACGACAAUGCCCCCAUCUUCCCCGCCGCCCGAAAAAACCUCAGCAUCGCGGAAUUAUCUACGAUGCCGGGUUCUCGUUUCCCGCUGGAGGGCGCGUCGGAUGCAGAUAUCGGAGCGAACGCGCAGCUCACCUAUACACUCAGUCCCAGUGAGCACUUCUCUCUGGAUUUGCAAAAAUUGAAUGAGCGAAAUCUUGUUCCCGAACUCGUUUCAACGAAAUCCCUGGACCGCGAGACGGUUCCCAUUCACCGGUUGGUGCUGACGGCGAAUGACGGGGGCCGGCCGUCUCUGACGGGCACAAUGGAGCUGGUGAUCUCGGUGCUGGAUGCGAAUGACAACGCGCCCCAGUUCAACCAGUCUGUGUAUAAAGUGCAGCUGCCAGAAAUGCAGACGGGGCACCUUGUGAUCAGCGUAAAUGCCACGGAUCUGAUGAGGGAAUAACAGGAAAUAUCUCUAUUCUCGCGACUCUGUUCCCUCAGGGAAGAAAUGUAUUUCCGAAUCGACAGAAAUGGGGAAAUUCGUCUCACGGAGCACUUAGACUUUGAGGAGGUUCGUCUAUACCGCCUACAAGUGGAUGCUACAGAUCAAGGAAACCCUCCACUGUCGGGCCACUGCAAGGUGGUGCUGGAAGUGCUGGACGUGAAUGACAACGCGCCGGAGGUGUGGGUGACGUCGCUGUCGGUGCCGGUGCCGGAGGACGCGUCGGUGGGGACGGUGGUGGCCCUGCUGAGCGUGUCGGACCGCGACUCGGGCGAGAACAGUCGCGUGCGGUGCUGGGUGUGGCCGGCGUCGCCGUUCGGUCUGGAGGCGACGUUCGCGGGCUCGUACUCUUUGGUGCUGCGCGAGGCGCUAGACCGGGAGCGGGUGUCGGAGUACGAGGUGGAGGUGCGUGCGGAGGACGGCGGGGCGCCGGCGCUGCGCGCCAGCCACGGGCUGCGCGUGCCGGUGUCGGACGUGAACGACAACGCGCCCGCGUUCGCGCAGGCCGUGUACACGGUGCUGGCACGGGAGAACAACGCGGCGGGCGCGGAGCUGGCGCGGCUGUGGGCGCGGGACCCGGACGAGGCGGGCAACGGGCGCGUCAGCUACUCGGUGUGGGAGGGCGGCAUGAGCGUGGGCGGCGGCGGGGCCGCGGGGUCGUCGUCGAGCAGCGGGUGGCGUCCGGCGUCGAGCUACGUGUCGGUGGACGCGGAGAGCGGGCGGCUGUGGGCGCUGCAGCCCUUGGACUACGAGGAGCUGCAGGUGCUGCAGUUCGAGGUGCGCGCGGUGGACGCGGGGGAGCCGCCGCUGAGCGGCAACGCCACGGUGCAGCUCUUCGUGCUGGACGAGAACGACAACGCGCCGGCGCUGCUGCCGCCCGCGGGCUCGGCACCGGAGGCGGGCGCCGUGGCGGCACCGGAGUCGGGCUCGGAGUCGGGGACGCUGUGGGCGUGGGCGGCGUGGGGGGCGCCGGCGGGGCAGGUGGUGGCGAAGAUCCGCGCCGUGGACGCCGACUCGGGCUACAACGCGUGGCUGCGCUACGAGCUGUGGGAGCCGCGGGGCAAGGGCCCGUUCCGCGUGGGGCUCUACAGCGGCGAGGUGAGCACGGCGCGGGCGCUGGACGAGGCGGACGGGCCUCGCCAGAGGCUGCUGAUCGUCGUGCGCGACCACGGCGAGCCGGCGCGCUCGGCCACGGCCACGCUCAGCGUGUCGCUGCUCGAGGCCGCCGAGGCGGCGCUGGCCGCGGGAUCCUCGUCGUCGUCGUCGCUGUCGCGCUCGGCGGCGGGCGCGGAGCUGGGGCCCGGCGCAGCGAGCGCGGCCACCAACGUGUGGCUGGUGGUGGCCAUCUGCGCCGUGUCCAGCCUGUUCCUGCUGGCCGUCGUGCUGUACGGGGCGUCGCGCUGGGCGCCGCGGGCGGCCGUGCUCUCGGGGCCCGGGCCCACCACGCUCGUGUGCGCCAGCGAAGUGGGCAGCUGGUCCUACUCGCAGCGCCACAGCCGGAGCCUGUGCGUGGCCGACGGCGCUGCCAAGAGCGACCUCAUGGUUUUCAGCCCCAACUUCCCUCCUCCGCCGCCCGGUCCCGCGCCCAAGGACACGCAGCCGGAGCCCUCUGCUCUCCUCGACACGUUUUUGUUAGGUGUAGUUGUUAAUUUGCAUUUCUGGAUGAACAGGUGA